Penicillium longicatenatum is the source of this 993-nucleotide messenger RNA. RefSeq lists its product as uncharacterized. The record is from RefSeq and is a predicted model, not a curated record. The transcript has a single exon. NCBI's taxonomy places the organism in Eukaryota, Fungi, Ascomycota, Eurotiomycetes, Eurotiales, Aspergillaceae. Bases 1 to 993 code for a protein of 330 amino acids.
AUGGAUACUCACAGUGACAUGUGGGCCAUGUACUUCCCACCUAGUAUAAAUCUCGAAUUCGACAGUGAUUUGGAGGACAGACUUGUUCAAGACCUCAAGGACUGGCCAUCCUUGAAAUUAAUUGAUGGCCCUCUCGCUCGACUGGGGCUUCAAGUGGCUCGCCUAUGUUCAAUCAAAUCUCCCCUCAGCUACGAAAGAAGAAUACUGUUGCACCGACAUGUAACAUGGAUAUUUUAUAUGGAUCAAGUCAGCGAGAAACUUGCAUUAUACGAUUUGCAUUCCACUGCAGGCAAGACGUACCUGGAAAACCUCAAAAGUAUUCUCAGAGACGGACCCGUCGCGGAAAUGACGGCGUUCAAAGGGUCCUGUCCAGACACUCUGAUCGAGAAUGCUGUCAACGCUCAGAAGAUCUUGGCCGAUGAUUUAAUGCCGCUCAAGAAGGAACUACUUUUACCGCAUCACCUUUCUGUGUGCAACGACGCCCUUGACCUCUUUUUUGACACUCAGAUGGAAGAGGGUGAAAGAUUCUGUCAUGAGCCAACAUUAAAAGAUAUUUACCAGACGAGAGCCUUCACGGUCGGAACAAUGGUACCUUUCAUCCUUUACAUGACACCUGAGCAGGCUGAGCUCUUCACACCCGAAGACCCAUGCCUCAUUCAGCUCUCAGUCAUGGCAGCUCUUUGGAACGACAUGAUUGGAAUAUUCAAAGACCUAGAUUCGAUCGAUAAACAGGAUGAUGGUUCUGUAUAUUUGAAUUUCGUUCGAGCAAGCAUGAGGGACCAGGGACUGACCUUAAGAGAUGCUUUACGUGGCUGUGGUCAGCGGCUGAACACUUUAAUCCACGACUUCGAGUUCUAUUUGAGCUCAUAUAGGCCUGCUCGACGUCAGUUUUACCACGCAAAUUUGGAAUUUACAUUCAUGUACUUUGAUUUCCAUUUAAUGGGAUUGAAAGAAAAGGCCAGUGAGCGCUAUGGCUGGAAGAUCAUCAGAUAG